Oncorhynchus kisutch (coho salmon) is the source of this 6258-nucleotide messenger RNA. RefSeq names its product neuronal pentraxin-2. The transcript is spliced from 5 exons. The record is from RefSeq and is a predicted model, not a curated record. Bases 442 to 2091 code for a protein of 549 amino acids. Lineage: Eukaryota; Metazoa; Chordata; Actinopteri; Salmoniformes; Salmonidae.
UCUUUCUCGUUCUCUCUCUCUCUGGUUGUCUAUCUCUCUCUUUCUUUCUCUCUCUCUCUCUUUCUCUCUCCCUCUCACACUCUCUCCAUCUCUCUCUGGUUGUCCUUGUGAUAACGAGAUAAAGAAGCCGAACAACACUGAAGCCAAAGAACAGAGGGAUGAGAUAGAAACGGUUGGAUCAAGUAGCUGUACUCAUUAUAGCCGAAUUAUUAAAUCAAGUGGAACAUAGCCUAUGUAUUGACUAAUAGCCUAGCAACGCCAUAAGAUGCGUCUUUCGUGAUAUCUUCACGGAUCUUUUGAUCUGCCAAUUUUUUUUUAAACUCAGACUGCGCUUUUUCAGUGUUGUUGAACUAGAUAGACAAAUCCUAUGUUUUUUUCUCAUAACUAUUGAUUUCUGACGCCGCCAACCUGAAGUUCAUCGUUAUCAUCUUGGCCGCCGGGAUGGUGGCCUUCGUUGGAGCAGUCAUCUGCAUCAUCGCCGCGGUCCAUACCGGCUCCGCUGCCGAAUCUCAGCAGCAGCCUGUCGCAGACAACCAGUCGCAGUCUCCGGACGCUGGAGUGCAGCAGACUUUCCCCGGGGGCUCCGUGGCGCGAGCGGGUCCACUGGGCGCUCUCCAUGGUUCUGAAACGCAGGACGGAGAAGCGCCCACUUUCUUCCACGUCCCCAGCGGCUCAGACCGCAUUGGUGGAACUAGGCAGGUUAGCAGACUUAUCUGCACCCCAGUCCCGGCCGGAGAAUGCAACCCCAAAAACUUUCAGCAACAAGCCGACGACCCGUCGCUGUUCGCGGGUGAGGACUGGGGAUACCUCCGCACCACGGCAGAGGAACUCAAACAGACAGUUCUCCAGCAGAAGGACCAGAUUAUCACCGACCAGCGGACCAUUAGAGAUCUGUCAGGCAAGCUUUCGGAGUGUGAGAGCGGAAUAGAGGGGCGUAGAGUACCGGAGAGUAGCGCGGGGCUCUGGGGAGGUAAGAGGGUAGAUGAGGGCCGGCUCAUGGUCCGGGACAGUGCUCCGUCGUCGUCUGUGGCACAGCUGCUCACCGCCCAGGCUGUAGGCGAGCUGGAACAGGCUAUCGUUCAGAUGAAAGACCGCAUAGAGAAACUGGAGACAGAUAUCGGACCGCUGGCGCUCUCUCACAACCACACGGAUGCAGCAACUGCGGUGACUUCAAGAGGGGCAGGUGGUGGUGGGCUCUCUGAGGCCCCUGAUCGCUGGGGUGAGGCAAGGCUAGUGGGGCAGGCCCGAACAGGGGAUGGACCAGAGCAGUGGCCACGGAUGGAGGAUCUGGAGGGAGAGCUUGAGAGGAAGCUGGAACUCCUGGAGAAGGAGAGGAAGGCCCUGCGAAAGGAAUCCCAGAGACACAGGCAGGAGAUUGACCAGGGGAUCAACUCCCUACACCACCGCAUUGCUGGCCUGGAGGAGGGACUCUCAGAGUACACCUACCCCGAGGGCUACAAGCUGUCCUUCCCAACACGUACCAACUAUAUGUACGCGGUGGUACAGCACCCCAUCCCUGAGCUGCGUGCCUUCACCGUGUGCCUCUGGCUGAGACCCGCCGAGGGGGGCAUCGGCACCCCUUUCUCCUACGCUGUGGCGGAGCAGCCCAAUGAGCUAGUUCUGCUGCAGGGCAUGCACACCCCUGUGGAGCUGCUCAUUAACGACAAGGCGGCAGAGUUACCUCUGAACCUGUCCCGGGGCAGCUGGCACCACAUCUGUGUAAGCUGGAGCCAGAGAGGCGGGGCGUGGCAGGCCUACCAGGGGGGCAAGCUGAGAGGAGAGGGGCAGGGCCUGGCAGCCUGGCACCACAUCAGGCCUGGGGGAGUCCUCAUCCUGGGGCAGGAACAGGACACUCUGGGCGGACGUUUCGACUCGUCCCAGGCCCUGGUGGGGGAGCUAUCCCAGUGGAACUUAUGGGAGCGGGUCCUGACCCCCAGCGAGGUGUCCAGCCUGGCCCACUGCAGCCAGCACGGCCCCCAGCCAAAGGGCAAUGUGGCCCCCUGGACCAACCGGGAAGUAGAGGUGUUCGGAGGAGCCAUCAAGGUGCCCAGGGAGCCCUGCGCUGCUAAACGCAUCAACACCUCACUGUGAGGGGAAGGGAGCCAGGAACCUUAUUCACAAAGCGUCUCAGAGUAGGACUAGCGAUCGAGGAAAAAUCAAUACAGUUACAUAUCGCAAUACUAUUUUGAACGAUAUUAUAGCAAUACUUUGUGUUAUUGUUGCUAGGUAGCGUUACCUAGAGCUAGUCAGCUAUGCCUGCGCCAAAAAUCUGUUUUUUUGUUGCUCUCCAUCUUCUUUUUAAAUAGUGAGGCAACAUGUUUUCAAUGCUUUUAUUUCCAUGACUGGUCAAAACUUAUUUCUCAUGCUCUCUUGUCUCUCUGCAGCAGACAUUUUGAGAGCAAUAUCUUUGGAACAUCAAAUUGCAAUAAAAUCUCAGUAUCGAAUCAAAAUACAUAUAGAAUUGUGAGAAUCACAAUACAUAUCGUAUUGUCACCUAAGUAUCGUGAUAAUAGUCGUGAGAUCCCUGGCAAUUCCCAGCCAUAAGUAGAACUGUACAUGUCAUAUUAUACAUGUAAUCUUAUUUAUUAUGAUCUAAUAGGCAAAGCUGAUCUUUCAUCAGCAUUUCUACUUCGAGACUGAGAGCCCUGAGCUGUGUUCAGUAGGGCAAAAACAUUGCGGAGGUAACAUAUUUCGAUCUGAACGAUUUGUUAUGUAGAACAGCAGGAAUGCCUAACUGACAUGUAGAUUAAGUAAUCAUGUGAGCUCUAUUCAUCACAUUUCUAACUGCAACGUUCAGUAUAUUGUGCAUUUGUGAAUUUGUGAAGUAAAUUGGCGGGUGGCGCUCGGGUGAAAGGGAGUCGGGGAAUAGGGGAAUGAAGCACAUUGUUAGAAGUGGGAGUAAUACUGGUUUCGUAACUACUCAUAAAGACUAUUUAUCCCUCAAGAGGAAAUGUUGUUUUGCUUUGCAUGUUUUAUUUAUGUUUUACAUCUAGUGUUGGUGAAGUUUAUUCAGAGCUACAGGACAGAGAGUGGGUAGGCUAGCCAUACCUACAUCUACAAUUGAACUGCUGCUUUGGACUUGGUCUGUGGCCAGGCACUAAGCCCUAGGAGCCCAUUUUGUUUUCUCAGUAGGAGCUAAAAAAUUGGGUGUCUAUAGCUUUCUCUAUCCUCUGACUUGUGUCUAACGGAAGGGGAUAACUCAAGUGUACAUUAUGAUUUUAUACAGCAUUUUAUAUGCAGACAUUAAGAACACACAACCGUGUCAGUUUUGCAUUGGUUUGUUAAAGAUUUUUUGUUGUUGUAUCAACUCGCUUCAAAACAGCAUUCUUACGGUCUCUCUUUUCAUAUUCCUUCUCGUUAACAUUUGUAUAAAUCGUCUGUAUCUUAGUAGUGCAGCACGGCUAAUCAUUAUAUAGAUAUAUAGAUAUGACCUCAUUUAAAUUCAAUAACUGUACCCAGUAAUGUGAAUGUGUGGCUUGAAUUGAUCCAGAAAAUAUGUCUUAGACUUUGUCAGUGGUAUUACUCAAGCUUAUUGGCUAACUUUGUUGCACAAUAUGGUAUAGCACAAGGUUUGAUACUUUCUAGACCACCAGAAUAGGUAUUGGUACCAAGUUGUACCGAAAUAUAUUCAAUGUAAAAAGUCAUAGAAAUAACAAUGGGUUUAAAUGCGUCGUUAUGUAUCAAUGCACACCCAUAUAUAAUUCAAUGUAUGGAAUCCCCCUUGAUCUUCGACACCUUGUGACGUGCUGUGAGGUCUGAUGCCGGGUAGGCACAUUGAAUAAAAGCUGUGUUUAUCGGGUCAGACACGAUCACAAAGAUAACCAUCAAACAACCACGACCAACCAUCAAACAGCAGCAGAUAGGCGGCGCAAUCAUUAGACACGCUUUCACAGGCUGUCAUCGCUUGUGCCCCACGCAACAGCCCUGCACGAACAGGCGACUUUCAGCACCACAGACAGCGACCCAAAUGCUAGCGAGUAGGUCUACUUGUAGAUAGCGUGACACACACAAAAUGCCUAGUAGUCAGCACUACUGACUGAGAUGUAUACUUUCACUUCUCUGGGCUAUGUGAUAGACAUGUAAUGUCAUUAGACAUAUAAUGUCAUAACAGUAGACAGCGCUACUGUUUACCUGUAAACAAAGUACAUUUGUCUAUCCUUCUGGGUAAAGACGUCAGUGACUGAACUGUAAAACUCCUCCCUGUUGGCCCUCAGUUUUAAAAGUCUCUUGGUCUCAAUGUGAUGGAGAUGAUGGCAAGGGAUGAGAGUCGUCCUUGAUCGCUCUGUCUUUCGACUGUAUGUCUUUAUCUGUAUCAGCACAGAAAAUGACUUCUCAAUGGAUGCUUCUGUGGCUGGUGUGAUGAGGACCAGCUGCAGUGACUUAGUUGCCUUGUGACAGUCUGUGUCAGGUCACGCUGGAACAAAAAGCUGUGUGUCUGCAUGACACACAACAAGUGUAUGGAAUGUGUCACAAGGUUAAGAAUUGUAUGAAAGACACUUAUAAUUCACAGCAGACAGUAUCUGCCGUAAAAUCAUGAGAACUCAUUGUGUAGAGACCAGUGUUUGCCCCCCCCCCCCCCCCAACUCCACACUGGAGCCAUGUCUCCCUGGUUCCUUAUAGAACAGAAACAUUAACUCAUGCUCUGGAAUGCGGUAUCCCCAAAGACAUUGCAAAUCUUCCAGAGGCCCAUCCUCAGUAGAACACACAGAUGAGCAUUCUAACAACCCCUUAUUAUGUUCCAUAAAACAACCAUUUGAUGCAAAAACAGCAUUAUAACAUAAUCUUGUCAUUUCCACCAUACUGUAAAAAAAAUUCAAUAAGGGAAUGGAAUAGUUCCACAUAGUGGCAUCUAGGCCUGUUUGAUGUGCUGGCACUGUCAUCAUUGCCGCAAAAUGCCAACUUCUGUUUACCUUAGGUAGCAUGCUGUAACAUCAAUUAGCUAGGGCUUUCAAAAUCUCCCGGUUCUCUUUGACCUUUGCAUUGUGCAUGCUGAUGUUCAAUCUCCGUUGUUCAUUCAAUGCCAGAUCUAUCCGCCAGCUGCCAAAUGUCUUAAGAGCUAUCUGGCUUUGGAGGUGAGACAGGUUUCUCAUAGACAAAUUGUGCAAGUCGCAGUAACCGACUCUUAUCCACAAACUGUCGCUGGUGGAGAGCAGCAGGCAGGGGAAGCAGUAGAGCCGGCUGCUAGCAUUGCAGCCACAGAGCCAGUCUUUCUGUUGAUACCGCUCAGAUUGAAAUGAGCGUGUUAUUUCCUGUCCCUUCUUUAGAUGUCGGUCCCUAAACUCAGGUGUUGGUCUUCACACCGUUUCGCUCGAAAACUAUUUGAGAUGCAAUGUGUUAGCCAUCCUAAUCAGCUGACUUUAGCUCGAAGUAAAAUGAAUAUAACCACCAAAAGGCAGCAGGUAAUGUGUGUGACAUCCAUAGGCAGGGGCGAGCUCUGACUAUCCUCUUGCAAAGCUCUCUGCCUGCCUUUCGGCAUCCUUUAGCUGGCAGUAUAAGGUAGAAACACGAAUGUGCAAAUCAUGCCAAUGCCUUUCAUUGAGUUUGGAGUUUGAAGUGCCGGAGAAAGGUACAGGGCGAGGUUGCCUUUCCCCUCGCCUCCUUGUGCAUUUUGUACCAGACCACUGCAAAUUUGGGAAGUAGCAGUACUAGUACUGACAUCUAUUUGAUCAUGCAGAAUUUUGUAAAUGAUUGAUAACAUUUAUAUUUGUUUAUUUUUCAUGAGUUAUUUUUUUCAUUCAUCUUCACACUGCCUACCCUGCCUACCCUGAACGCACGUCACUGUCGCUGUCCCUGGUUAUGACUUAGUGGCAAGUGCCUGUCCGGGUAUCUUUACCCAUAUUAAAAUAAUGUCUAUUCAUUUCUCUGCUGAAGUUAUGAUUCCAACAUCAUUUUGCAGUCUGAUCAGUGUUUUGCCUGCCUCUGGUUUGUUCGGCUUAUGUCUGCACUUCUAUGGUCUAUGUGAUGUUGUGGCAAACUGUACAGCUUAGAAAAUGAAUAAGCCAGAUCUUGAUUAACCAAACAAUGUCUUAUAGCCGGCGUUUGGAAAAUUACUCUUUGAAUUACCUGUAUUUUUUAACAGGUUUUUACUUCAUGUGUAGGUCGAUGUUUAGGCAAAAUUUGGCAUCUUUGUCUUUUUCCUCUCUUUUCCUGUCAAAGUUGGUAUACUCUAUGUGUGAUUAUGUCCUUGUCUUCACUGGUUUUGAAAUGCACAGCCCGAAAAGCUCAAAUGGCCAAAAGUAAAGUCUAUUUUGAAUGUGA